This is a messenger RNA of Bipolaris sorokiniana ND90Pr, 727 nucleotides long. RefSeq lists its product as uncharacterized. The record is from RefSeq and is a predicted model, not a curated record. The transcript has a single exon. The coding region runs from base 260 to 652 and encodes 130 amino acids. NCBI's taxonomy places the organism in Eukaryota, Fungi, Ascomycota, Dothideomycetes, Pleosporales, Pleosporaceae.
AGGUGACUCGGCUGGUUGUGCCAGCUGCUAGCCACCCAUCCACCCACCCACGCAGACACAUGUCGAAACACUCGGCCUCGAUAAAGCUUCUCCAUGUCUCACGGGCCACGGCUGACGCCUGCGACCUGCGACUUGGCCUCCCUGGAUGCCGCAAUCACAUGCAGUUGCAUGGCCGAUCAAAGGGUCCAGUGGAUAGAUAGAUGGUCGGUCGUCAUCUCUAGCCUGCGGGGGCCUGUCACGAGCACGCAGCGAACCAAGAAUGCCUACACCCAGGCGCAAGUGCACUCUACUGCUACUAGCAGAUACUAUAGGUGUAGAGUCGGCAGGUCCUUUUUGCCAGACUACACCAUGUUCAUAUAUGUACCUUGCCACCGAGUCGCCGUGGAACAAUACUUGCCGGCCCGACAUGUGUCUCUGGCACUAUGCACGCCAUGAGUACUCACUGGGGACUGGGGGGUCAGCCGAGUUGCCCUUGCACUGGAAUAAGCCCGGCCCAGCGAAACCCUCCGUGGCCACCCUGCUGAUGCGGAUCCGGAAUCUGGGUUGGGACACAAUACUCCGAGGACAGUAUAUUGUAGUCUGUAGUAGUGGUCGUACUGUGCAUGUAGUACUACUAGUAGUAGUAUGUAGUAGCAGACCUGCGGACGGCUGACCCACAGCCCACGGGGCCCCCCUUUUCGCCUAGCGUCACCCACAGCAUUUGCUCAAAACAUUUGUUUCAAUCAGC